GUAUUUUACAAACUGAGAAAGUAGCUCCAGCAGCACCCGAGAGGGUCAGGAGAAAAGCGGAGGAAGCUGGGUAGGCCCUGAGGGGCCUCGGUAAGCCAUCAUGACCACCCGGCAAGCCACGAAGGAUCCCCUCCUCCGGGGUGUAUCUCCUACCCCUAGCAAGAUUCCGGUACGCUCUCAGAAACGCACGCCUUUCCCCACUGUUACAUCGUGCGCCGUGGACCAGGAGAACCAAGAUCCAAGGAGAUGGGUGCAGAAACCACCGCUCAAUAUUCAACGCCCCCUCGUUGAUUCAGCAGGCCCCAGGCCGAAAGCCAGGCACCAGGCAGAGACAUCACAAAGAUUGGUGGGGAUCAGUCAGCCUCGGAACCCCUUGGAAGAGCUCAGGCCUAGCCCUAGGGGUCAAAAUGUGGGGCCUGGGCCCCCUGCCCAGACAGAGGCUCCAGGGACCAUAGAGUUUGUGGCUGACCCUGCAGCCCUGGCCACCAUCCUGUCAGGUGAGGGUGUGAAGAGCUGUCACCUGGGGCGCCAGCCUAGUCUGGCUAAAAGAGUACUGGUUCGAGGAAGUCAGGGAGGCACCACCCAGAGGGUCCAGGGUGUUCGGGCCUCUGCAUAUUUGGCCCCCAGAACCCCCACCCACCGACUGGACCCUGCCAGGGCUUCCUGCUUCUCUAGGCUGGAGGGACCAGGACCUCGAGGCCGGACAUUGUGCCCCCAGAGGCUACAGGCUCUGAUUUCACCUUCAGGACCUUCCUUUCACCCUUCCACUCGCCCCAGUUUCCAGGAGCUAAGAAGGGAGACAGCUGGCAGCAGCCGGACUUCAGUGAGCCAGGCCUCAGGAUUGCUCCUGGAGACCCCAGUCCAGCCUGCUUUCUCUCUUCCUAAAGGAGAACGCGAGGUUGUCACUCACUCAGAUGAAGGAGGUGUGGCCUCUCUUGGUCUGGCCCAGCGAGUACCAUUAAGAGAAAACCGAGAAAUGUCACAUACCAGGGACAGCCAUGACUCCCACCUGAUGCCCUCCCCUGCCCCUGUGGCCCAGCCCUUGCCUGGCCAUGUGGUGCCAUGUCCAUCACCCUUUGGACGGGCUCAGCGUGUACCCUCCCCAGGCCCUCCAACUCUGACCUCAUAUUCAGUGUUGCGGCGUCUCACCGUUCAACCUAAAACCCGGUUCACACCCAUGCCAUCAACCCCCAGAGUUCAGCAGGCCCAGUGGCUGCGUGGUGUCUCCCCUCAGUCCUGCUCUGAAGAUCCUGCCCUGCCCUGGGAGCAGGUUGCCGUCCGGUUGUUUGACCAGGAGAGUUGUAUAAGGUCACUGGAGGGUUCUGGGAAACCACCGGUGGCCACUCCUUCUGGACCCCACUCUAACAGAACCCCCAGCCUCCAGGAGGUGAAGAUUCAACGCAUCGGUAUCCUGCAACAGCUGUUGAGACAGGAAGUAGAGGGGCUGGUAGGGGGCCAGUGUGUCCCUCUUAAUGGAGGCUCUUCUCUGGAUAUGGUUGAACUUCAGCCCCUGCUGACUGAGAUUUCUAGAACUCUGAAUGCCACAGAGCAUAACUCUGGGACUUCCCACCUUCCUGGACUGUUAAAACACUCAGGGCUGCCAAAGCCCUGUCUUCCAGAGGAGUGCGGGGAACCACAGCCCUGCCCUCCGGCAGAGCCUGGGCCCCCAGAGGCCUUCUGUAGGAGUGAGCCUGAGAUACCAGAGCCCUCCCUCCAGGAACAGCUUGAAGUACCAGAGCCCUACCCUCCAGCAGAACCCAGGCCCCUAGAGUCCUGCUGUAGGAGUGAGCCUGAGAUACCGGAGUCCUCUCGCCAGGAACAGCUUGAGGUACCUGAGCCCUGCCCUCCAGCAGAACCCAGGCCCCUAGAGUCCUACUGUAGGAUUGAGCCUGAGAUACCGGAGUCCUCUCGCCAGGAACAGCUUGAGGUACCUGAGCCCUGCCCUCCAGCAGAACCCGGGCCCCUUCAGCCCAGCACCCAGGGGCAGUCUGGACCCCCAGGGCCCUGCCCUAGGGUAGAGCUGGGGGCAUCAGAGCCCUGCACCCUGGAACAUAGAAGUCUAGAGUCCAGUCUACCACCCUGCUGCAGUCAGUGGGCUCCAGCAACCACCAGCCUGAUCUUCUCUUCCCAACACCCGCUUUGUGCCAGCCCCCCUAUCUGCUCACUCCAGUCUUUGAGACCCCCAGCAGGCCAGGCAGGUAAGGAGUUGGCUGGGAAGGAGUGUGAACACAAGAGGUCCUCACCUCACUGUGAGCUGCACACCUGCCCUGCCCCUACCCCAGGCAAUCUCAUGCUUCCACACCUUCCACCCUGGCCCAGCCUGGCUCUCCCUCAGGAAGAGGGGAGGGGCUGCACUUCCAGCCCUGUGCUCCUAAUUGGCUUGGCCGUUGGUGGGGGAGGAGGAGAGGACAGUACAUGGUGGAAGUAUAGGACCCCAGACCUCCCUCUAAAUUUUCCAUGCCCCUCAGGCCUCAGCAAUCUGGCCCCUCGAACCCUAGCCCUGAGGGAGCGCCUCAAAUCGUGUUUAACCGCCAUCCACUGCUUCCACGAGGCUCGUCUGGACGAUGAGUGUGCCUUUUACACCAGCCGAGCCCCUCCCUCAGGCCCCACCCGGGUCUGCACCAACCCUGUGGCUACAUUACUCGAAUGGCAGGAUGCCCUGUGUUUCAUUCCAGUUGGUUCUGCUGCCCCCCAGGGCUCUCCAUGAUGAGACAACCACUCCUGCCCUGCCGUACUUCUUCCUUUUAGCCCUUAUUUAUUGUCGGUCUGCCCAUGGGACUGGGAGCCGCCCACUUUUGUCCUCAAUAAAGUUUCUAAAGUA
This is a messenger RNA of Homo sapiens (human), 2821 nucleotides long. It is a transcript of the gene TROAP, whose product is annotated as trophinin associated protein. NCBI's taxonomy places the organism in Eukaryota, Metazoa, Chordata, Mammalia, Primates, Hominidae. The transcript is spliced from 14 exons. Bases 101 to 2707 code for a protein of 868 amino acids. Gene Ontology annotation, cellular component: cytoplasm. The record is from RefSeq and is marked validated.